Messenger RNA from Linnemannia hyalina, 213 nucleotides. The record is from the annotation of a GenBank genome assembly. NCBI's taxonomy places the organism in Eukaryota, Fungi, Mortierellomycota, Mortierellomycetes, Mortierellales, Mortierellaceae.
AUGGCGGAGGAACUCAAGAACAAGAUCCAUGAACUUGACAUUCUGACCGAGGAGCUGUCGUCGCUUCGCCCCAAGGCUACGAUCUACGCGAAGCGAGUACCUUCGUCCAAGCUCUUUUUCUUGGAAAACAAGAAGCAAUUAGUCAACAGCAAGAAGAAGGAACUCGCUGAAGCCAAGACCGAGCUGGCCAGCGUCCCCAACUUUCGCCCCUAA